Messenger RNA from Knipowitschia caucasica, 1125 nucleotides. Lineage: Eukaryota; Metazoa; Chordata; Actinopteri; Gobiiformes; Gobiidae. The record is from the annotation of a GenBank genome assembly.
AUGGCUCGAGAUCGGUACCUGACCAUCUCCUGGAACAUUCAUAUAAGUGACCCGGAGCAGGAUGCCAAGAAUGACCAAACAAAAGGAACCCCUCAGCAUGAUAAACUGUUCCGACUGAAGCCACUUCUGGACACCAUCCUGAUAGCAUGUAAAACGCACUUCCACCCAAGACAGCACAUUGCCAUAGAUGAAAGAAUGGUGGCAACAAAGGCUCACACAGGAAUGACGCAGUAUAUGAAGGCCAAGCCGACAAAGUGGGGCUUCAAACUUUUUGUCUUGGCAGACAGCAGCAAUGGCUAUACAGUGGACUUUGCUAUUUACACAGGGAAGUCCCAGUUUUCCUCCGGUGUGGGACUAGCAUACGAUGCUGUCCUUUCCCUUGUAAAUCCCUCAUUCCUGGGCGGUGGUUACGAGUUGUAUGUGGAUAAUUUCUACACCAGCCCAAAACUGUUCAUGGACUUGUUUAGCAUGAACAUCGGUGCUUGUGGCACAUACAGGGAUAACAGGAGAGGAUGUCCCCACAUCGAAAACAACUCGAUGAAAAAAAAAGACGAAAGGGGCACAAUACGGUGGAUCAGGGCGGGCCCACUAGUGUUUGUGAAGUGGAUGGAUUCGCGUGAAGUUUCCAUCUGCUCCACCAUCCAUCCGGCUUACGAAGGUGCAACAGCAAGACGGCGCUUCAAAGGUAAUGACGGCAAAUGGGUCACCCGGGACGUUCCAUGCCCUCAGCCUAUUGUGGAGUACAACAAGCACAUGGGAGGAGUUGAUCUGUCAGAUCAACUCAUCCAGUACUACACUAUUCGCCACUCCACCAAACGCUGGUACAGGACCCUUUUUUUUCAUUUUAUGGACAUAGUGGCCACAAAUGCGUACAUUUUACACAAGGAGUUGUGUACAGAAAAGGGAGAGACCCCGUUGUCUCAUUUACGCUUUCUGGAGGAGCUGACAGCCCAGCUGUGUGGUGUGUCGGCCACUGUGCCUCCUGUGAAAGCCCCAGCAGAACACUUACCGGUGCCAGUAUCCCAGCAGGAAGACCCAAGCAGGCGGGCCUCAUAUGGGAGAAAAAGCUGUGUUCACUGCAGAACCACUAAACAGAAAAUUCAAAGCACCCCCUUGGAAGUGUGA